Molecule: messenger RNA, 589 nt
Organism: Papilio polytes (common Mormon)
Lineage: Eukaryota; Metazoa; Arthropoda; Insecta; Lepidoptera; Papilionidae
Exons: 4
Coding region: 152-589 (145 amino acids)
Biological process (GO): sensory perception of taste
Cellular component (GO): membrane
Source: RefSeq, a predicted model, not a curated record
UGCAAAAAAGUUCGCCAUUAAAAUACAACAAAGAAGCAUAAAUCGAGGAAACAAAAUCAAGAAUAUAACUGAGAAGAUAAAUUUAGACGCAAAAAAUUUGCAUUUGGCUUAUGAAUUGUUGCACAGUUCUUCAGAAGAUUUAAAUACAAGCAUGAGUUUUCCUAUGAUAGUAAUGCUCGUCUCGUCUGGAAUAAUUAACACAAUGUUGAUUAAAUUUGGAUUUAAUAAUUUUGAAAUUGUUAGCAAUUCAAAAGGCGAUGCUAUGUUCAAACACGUAUUAAGGGGAUACACAAUAUUGCAAUGUGUUAAGACAACAUUCCUCAUGGCUAUACCAUGUUACAUCUCAAGCAAGACUGCUCAACAAGUUGCAGAAAUACGAAGAAUAUUAAAUGAUGCUAUACUAAGAAAAGAAGAAGAUAAAUUGGAACGACGCAAGAUAAAAGCAUUUUACCAACUUGCGAGAGACAACGACUUCAGUUACGUGCUGUGGGGCCUGAUCAGACUGGACAUGUCGCUGCCGCUUAGCUAUUCCGGACUUUGUGCAACUUAUCUAGUCAUCGUUUUACAGUUUGAUAAAUUCUUUGAUUAA